UUAGUUUUUAAUUUGUGUAAGGACAUCAAAAUGUUACGGUUUAUUUCAUUUUUGGCCAUUAUAUAUAGUGUUAACUGUGCUUCAGCACCAUUCAUCAAGCCCUGCAAAAGUUCUGACAAUGCUUGUCUACUCGCGUCUGCACAAGCAGCUCUGCCAAUUGUAGCAGCUGGUAUACCUGAACUUGGAGUUAAACCUUUGGACCCGCUGCAUAUUCCAUUAGUAAAAAGCAAUACAGCUGGAUUAGAAGUCACCUUCUCGGAUAAUGUUGUAACCGGAUUGAAAGGAUGCAAAAUAGAGGCUAUUAAAAAUGACCUUGCCAAAAACAAACAAGUCAUUGCCAUGCGGUGUAGCACGGAAUGGCGGGGCAAUUACCAGAUGGAUGGACAGAUGAUAGUUCUACCGGUGAAAGGAGAAGGAAAAUGUGUUCUAACUGUCCAGGAUUUGGUUGUUAAAACAACCAGUGAUCUGACGACUGUACAAGGCGAAGACGGAAAACCACACUGGCAUAUUGCUAAAUGGAAACAUGCUUAUGAAGUCAAGACUAACGCGAAAUUCCAAUUAGAUAACUUGUUCAAUGGGAAUAAAGUUCUUGCGGACCCAGUGAUAAACUUCAUGAAUUCUAACUGGCAAGUGGUGAUGAAAGAAAUGGCUGGUCCCUCAAUUUAUGCUACAAUAGAAGCUGUCAUUGAUGCUGUUGAAGCUAUAUAUAAAGCUGUUCCAGCUGAAGAACUGUUUAUUAGUGAAUAAAUUUUACAAUUUGAUUUUAAUGGAGAUUUAUAAGUCUGGUAAUCUUUUAUUAGCACCAUACCCGCAAGUAUACUGGUAUGGUACUAGUUUAAGACAACGAAACUGGAUCACUACAUGGAUCGAUUAAGGACUAUGUGAUUUAGCAGUGUAAUAAUUUUUUGCUUCUAAAACACCUGCUAGCUCUAGUCAAUUAAGAUGCUGAGGACUAUCGAGUUUUGUAUGGUUUGUUUGUUGAAAUAUAUUACAUAUAUUUGCUCAAUUAUCAAAUAUGUCUUUAUUAUUACCUGCCCUCUCUAUUCUACCAAAGUUAUUAUUAUCACAGUUGGCU
Achroia grisella is the source of this 1075-nucleotide messenger RNA. RefSeq names its product circadian clock-controlled protein daywake-like. NCBI's taxonomy places the organism in Eukaryota, Metazoa, Arthropoda, Insecta, Lepidoptera, Pyralidae. The record is from RefSeq and is a predicted model, not a curated record. The transcript is spliced from 5 exons. The coding region runs from base 31 to 747 and encodes 238 amino acids.